Molecule: messenger RNA, 1449 nt
Organism: Paramecium tetraurelia
Lineage: Eukaryota; Ciliophora; Oligohymenophorea; Peniculida; Parameciidae
Exons: 4
Source: RefSeq, a predicted model, not a curated record
AUGAAUAAUUCUUAAAAAAGUAAGUCUGUUCGAUCAGGUUCGGCAAGAGUGAGAUCAGCGAUUGAAAGAGCUGGGUUGCUUUAACAAAGAGAGCAAUUACGCGAAAUGUUAAUCAACAAAUUCAGCAAGGAUUAUGCUUAAGGAAAUAAAAGCAAAGAAGCUCUAAUUUAAUAAAUAGUUAAUGAAUACUUUACAAAUGAAUAAGUUACUGAAACCUCUUUAAAGUAGUUGAAAGCAAGAGUAAUUGAAGCAGUGUAAAAAUAAAAGGGUUUAAGUCAAACAUAGCAUGUAGCCUAAAAUAAUAAUAAUUCUCAAUUUGACAAUAAAAGCGAAUAGAGAUCAUAAAUUCCUAGACCAUAAUCAGUCAAAAAUUCAGUAAAAUCUGAACUUGAUCAAGAUUAAUAUUCUGUAACGUCUUCUCAAUUUGAAAAACAACCAAAAUCUGUCUAUGUAGUCGAUGAAGAAGAUGAAUGGGCUGCAUUAGUUAAAUUCGACACAGAACUUCAUUCUAAGGAGCAGCAGCUUGAGUAACAGAGGCAGCAAGAGUUUAAGAAAAAAAUGAAGGCAGAAUUAGAUAGACAGUUAGAGGAAAAGAAAAGAAGAAUAGAAAUAGAGAAAAGACAAGAGGAUGCUUAUGUCAAAUUAAGAGAUUUUUAGAUGGAUGUUUAUGAUUAAAGGGAAGAGCAAAAGAAGAGAGAGAUAGCCAAAAAAUAAUAAUUGGAAAAAGAACAAAGAGAUCGAUAAGUAAGAGAAGAAGAAAAAAGGAAGUUCUUAGAGAAAAAGAAAUAAUAGGAGUUGGAUGCAAUUUUAGUUUAAAGGAUUCAAGAAGAAUUGAAAUAAGAAUAAAGAGAGGCCUUAUAAAAAAAGGAUAUGGAGAAGAGGAAAUUUGUGGAAAUGAUGGAAGAAAAUGAAAAAAAUAGAUAAAAAUAAUUAAAUGAUGAAAUAACAGACAAGCAAUUAGAAGUUGAUAUGCAAAGGAAAUACAUCUAGUUGCAAUAGAAAUUAGAGGAAGAAAGGGAGAUGGAGAAAAAAGAAAGAGAAGACAAAAUUAAAAAGAUAAUGAGUGAUUUUUCAUAGACAGUUGUGAAGAAUCAGAAAGAUUAGAUAAAGGCUGAGGAUGAUAAAAUGAUGAAGGCUAUAUUAAUGUAAAAUGAAAUUGAGUAGUAAGAUGAAGAGAUUAAAAAAAGACAAAUCAAAUCGCAAUAGUAAGAUAUGAGAAAGUAUUUAAUAAAGCAGAUGGAGGAUAAGAAAUAGAGGCUUAAGGAAGAAGAAGAAUUGAAUAAGAAACAAGCUUAAGUUUGGCAACAGGAUUUGCAGACAUUCCAAUAACAUGAGAAAUCCAAAUAUGAUUAUAUAAAGGAUGUCAAUGUCAAACAUUAAGAAAUCUUAAAGCAACAAAUGGAUGAGAGAAAAUAACAGUCAGAGACCAAAAAGUAAAAUGAACAAUGA